UCUUCCUACCUCGAUUGCUGCCAAACAUGUCGUCUUCUGGCGAUUACCAGCUCGCCGCAUGUGCGGCUGGCUUCUCCCUUGGAUUUGGAUACCUAACAACAGUCCGAGCCCUUCAUCAAACCAGAGCGAACAGGAAUCCAUUGCGGUCUGCAUAUAUUUACAUGAUCUGGGGCGAGAUUAUAGCGAAUCUUGUCCUUGGUGUCCUAUGUUGGCUUUGGUUGAAAGAUAUUGUUCACAAUNNGGGUACGCAGAUUCUUCUGAUGACCCAAAUCCAUCUAACACUCUUCAGACCUGUCCUACUCUUCUUCAUCCUCUUUUUCUAUGUUUUCGAAGUUCAGUUCCUCAUGCAAAUCAUCAUCAAUCGCAUCUCGAUCAUCUCAGAGCGCAAGGCCACAGCACACCGCUUGAAGAUUGGAACUGCUGUAGUCAUCUCCUGCAUUAAUAUUGCUGUCUUCUGCAUCUUUAUUCCUUCGCAUCUCUCGCCUCCACCCAGCAAAGUCUUUGUCCAUAUCAACAAGUAUUGGGAUCGCACCUCUAAGAUCUUAAUCAUGCUCGUCGACGCGUUCCUAAACUGGUACUUCAUUUACGUUGUUAGGGCUAGAUUAGUCAAGCAACAUGGCCUUCGAAAGUACAAGCCCUUGGUGGCUUACUACACUCGUUUGGGAGUCAUCUCUGUCUGCAUGGAUCUUAUGCUCAUCGGCCUGAUGUCUCUUCCUAAUGGUAUUGUCUUUGUGCAAUUCCACCCGGUGGCAUAUGUAAGUCAAAGUCUUCGUUCCUUUAACCUCAAAGUUUUGCUAUUUCCUGUCGUGUUCUUGCAUCCAAAGACGCUAACGCGACACACANNGAUGGUCAAGCUUAACAUCGAGAUGAGCAUGGCCGACAUGAUUAUCAAGGUUGCACGAAACAACGAGCAAGACAUGAACUUCAACUCUUCUUCCCAAGGCACUCCUUACCCGGCAACACUCAAUACCCAGAAGUCACAAACACUUCACACUUUCCAUGGAGAUAGUUGCGCUGGAACUCCAAGAAAUGUGACAAAUACUGCAUUCGUUGGACACAACCAAGGCAACGAGGACCUUAGAGAAGAUAUACACGGCAUCAAACGCCAAACGGAGGUCCAAGUGUAUGUGGGCGACUCCGAGAGUGAGGAACGUUCAAUCGACCUUGAGCACGGAAAGCCGUCUACAAGAGACUUCACCCACGACCGUGAUGGCUUCGCGAUUAACAACCGAGCUAGUCAUCACUCGAACGACUCGCAGAUUCCCAUGAAUGAUCUAGCUAGUCCUGUUGGUCGUGCAACA
Molecule: messenger RNA, 1301 nt
Organism: Aureobasidium musti
Lineage: Eukaryota; Fungi; Ascomycota; Dothideomycetes; Dothideales; Saccotheciaceae
Source: the annotation of a GenBank genome assembly